Molecule: messenger RNA, 3010 nt
Organism: Paramormyrops kingsleyae
Lineage: Eukaryota; Metazoa; Chordata; Actinopteri; Osteoglossiformes; Mormyridae
Gene: smpd2a
Product: sphingomyelin phosphodiesterase 2a
Molecular function (GO): sphingomyelin phosphodiesterase activity
Source: RefSeq, a predicted model, not a curated record
AUGUCGCAGCGAGGCUAUCGGUUGGUCUUGAUGAAGGAGGUUACUUUUCGGAGGGCUUUUCCCAAAGCCGGCAGCUGACACUGCAUCGUUUUCUGGAGCUUUUCCGCUUCACAAAGUCUUCCCAUGUCCAGCUGCCACUAAUGUAACUUUCGCUGUAUGGCGUCACCGGUGACUUAUCCCGUGAUCGCCUGCUCUGACAUUUUAUAAUACUUUUGUACGCAUAUAUAUAAGUAAGGACCAGGAUCGUCUUUGGCAUCCCUUUGGGCUCGGACUUUCUGGACAGUGUGAGGCUGGAGCUGCUGAGCACACCUGAACACCAGGGAGAUUUUGCAGCCCAGCCUGCAGUCACCCGCAUUUGCUGAUCUUCUCCUGAACUUUCUGGCUGCGUCCUUGACGCCAUCAUGCGGUGCGAUUCGCCCAUAAAGCUGCGCGUCUUCUCCCUCAACUGCUGGGGCAUCCGCUACCGCAGUCUGCAUUGCACUGAGCGCUAUGACAUGAUCGCCGACCUGCUGGCCAGAGAGGGACAUGAUAUUGUGCUGCUGCAGGAGGUGUGGAGUGAGAAAGACUUCCUGUUGCUGAAGAAAAGGCUCGCCUGCUGCCAUCCGUACUCCCAUUACUUUAAGAGUGGCGUCAUAGGAAGCGGCCUGGCUGUCCUCUCCAAGCACAGCAUCAGGGACUCGUUACUCUUCCGCUACUCGCUGAAUGGAUACCCCUACAUGGCGCACCAUGGAGACUGGUUUGGCGGGAAGGCCGUGGGGCUGGUCGUCAUGAACAUCCAGGGGCGGACGGCACACGUCUACGUCACGCAUCUCCACGCCGAAUACUGCCGGGAGCAGGACACGUACUUGCCGCACAGGGUGGUGCAGGCCUGGGAGCUACAGCAGUUUGUCCGCCACACCUCCUGUGGGGCGGACCUGGUCAUUCUGGGGGGUGAUUUGAAUAUGCACCCCCAGGACCUUGGCACCCGGCUCUUGCGGACAUACACGGGUCUCCGAGACUGCUUCAUGGAGACGGACAGUUUUGACGGUUGUGAGGAAGGCUUCACCCUUAUAGCAGACAACCCCUUCACAGACAACAAGGAGCUUCUCCCCUUUGAGAAAGGCAUCCGGAUUGAUUAUAUCCUCUUCAAGGGGUCCGACAGGGUGAGCGUGAAGUGCGAGUUCCUGACCACCACCAAGGGCUCAGUUCCCGGGAAGGCCUUCCCAUACUCGGACCAUGAGGCCUUGAGUGCCGUGCUGCUUGUGCAGCCGGGCGGGGCGGCCGUGAAGAGCUGCGGGGAAGACGACGACAUGGUGGGCCUUGCCGAAUUGGUGAACACCGUAACGGAGGCUCGCACUGAAGUGAAGGUGGGCCUGCACUGCGCCCAGCGCAUGCUGCACACGGUGACGCGCACGGGGGCGCUGGGGCUCGUCCUGCUGCUGCUGGAGCUGGCCAUCGCCGCCGUGCCCUACCUGGCCCCUGCCGCCGGGCAGCCCUUCCCGCAGGCCUCCUUCUACCUGCUGGGGGCGCUGUGCUUCGUCACCCUUCUCGGAUCCCUGCUGCUCUUCGUCUUCCACAGCAUGCAGGUCAAGGCCCUGCAGGGCGCCGAGGACCAGAUGCGGCUGGCGGCCAGCGGGCUGCAGGAGGAGCUCCGCGGACGGCCCCUGUGCCGUGAUGGGCGCCCCCUAGGGGAGGCUGCAGGCCCCGACGCUCUCAGUGAAGACAGAGAGCCCGACUCUGAUGACUCCAUUUCACGAGUGAAUCACUCCGCUAGAGAUUGAGGGGGUUAGGGAUAUAGCGCAGGCGUUUUAAAUGAAGCAGAAAUUAAGUCUCUUUUAAAUUCUUUAAUUUUCAUUGUUCCCUUUCAGGAGAAAACCUGAGAAGUCUUAUUUGUGUAUCUUCAGGUGUGCUUCAUGGUUCUGCUCCCUGGACCAAAACAAUCCCACCAUAUUAGCAGGUGGUAUUCAGCGAGGUCCUGCCGCAUGGUGGACCCAUGUUCGGCAAGCGUUAGGGUCACAUGCUGAGCAGUUAGUGCGGUACCCAGCAGUCCCAUUCAGGGGGUCCUGCUCCUGAUAAAGGAUGGGGGGGGGGAUUGGUCACUUCUUGUCUCAGGUCAUCCUCCCGCUUUCUCACCAGAUUUCCACUCCUUGAUCACCCCCCCCCCCAUCUCGUCCCCGAGCCCCGGGCCCAGUUUCUCAGGCUAGGCCAAGUCCCGUUUCCUUAAAUCCGCCCCAUUCUCUCAGGUCGCAGGAAGCUACAGCUCACCUUCGGGAUCCAUGUCAGUGCCGCCUCUGGAGUUCGUCACACGUGGCCCAACCUGCCGACAGCAGCUCGUAGAAAAAUACAAGGCGUUCUUAAACGUCCUGGAACUUCAUGACUAUCACUCAAUAUCGCUGUACUGUACUGCUAUCAUUCUUGGUAUGUUGAGCCUCUGGCUCAUUCUUUGUACUUAAGACCAGACUGAACGCUUUUAAACCAGAUCCACAGGGUGACCAACAUUGGCUGGUCAAUUCAGUAUCGUUUAGUGCCAUUAAUGGCCAGUGGACAAAUGACUUCAGGUUCCUAAAUGAACUUAGAUAAUCAAAAGCCUUUAAUUCACAUUAAAGGCCCAGAUAGGCCUCUUCCUUCAGACAAACAUUUCAUAGAAUGUUUAGUGGGGUGGUGGAAGUUAAGUUAUAACUCAGCUGGUUUAUAUUAGAAAAACUGCUCACCCGAUUACCUUCUCUGCAUUUCAUAACUAAUAAUAAUGUUGUGAUUAAUUAGUUCAAUUAAUUAGUCUAAAUAAGUACCUUUGCACUGGAAUGCUACUAAUCUACCACAUUUAGGUAACCGUUCUUUGCCGCGAUAUAGCACAAAAUACACGUCUGAGCACUUGAAAUACUUGGUAUAUGCUGUUAUCUUGCAUUCCUGGAUUGGCACUGUGUACAUACACACACGCAAAGAAAAACUGGGAGAUUGAAAGCUCUGCUGCUUCCUUAUUUCUGCUUGGAAAAACGGAGUGAAACGAAAAUAAACGCUCCUCAUGACCUCA